This is a messenger RNA of Strongyloides ratti, 1608 nucleotides long. Its product is annotated as UDP-glucuronosyl/UDP-glucosyltransferase family-containing protein. NCBI's taxonomy places the organism in Eukaryota, Metazoa, Nematoda, Chromadorea, Rhabditida, Strongyloididae. The transcript has 2 exons. The record is from RefSeq and is a predicted model, not a curated record. Gene Ontology annotation, molecular function: UDP-glycosyltransferase activity. The coding region runs from base 1 to 1608 and encodes 535 amino acids.
AUGUAUUUAUUUUCUAUAUUGAAUGUUUUAUUUUUACUUAAUUUUUUGGUUUUAUCAUAUAAAAUAGUAGUAUUUUCUCCUGAUUUAUCAACAAGUCAAUAUAUAUGGAAUAAACGUGUCAGUGAAAAACUAUCUGAAGCAGGACAUAAUGUUACAUUGAUUUCAAUGAAAUUUAAUAAUAAAAAUAUCAUUAAAUCUCCUUUAAAUAAAUUAAUAAAAACAUACACAGUAAAUGGAAAUAUUAAAGCAAAUUAUAAAAAAAUUGAAGAUGAAAUGGGGUCUUUAAUUUUUCAAGAUAUCUCUUUUUUUAAUAAGUCUUCAACAAAAAUUCUUAACUUUGUUAUUGAUAAUUUUAUUUCUUCCUGUGAAAAAUUUAUUACAAAUAAAGAAUUUCUAAAUUUUAUUAUAAAUGAAAAAUUUGAUAUUGCAUUUUCUCAUAUGUUUGAUUAUUGUACAAUUGGAAUUAUUCACUAUACAAAAAUUCCAACGUGGAUAUGGCUUAGUAGUGGAGUUUUGGCUGAUCACAUGUCAAUAGAUUUAGGAGUUCCAAUGCCAAGUUCAUAUGUACCACCAAUAAGAGCUGAUUACAAUGACAAAAUGAAUUUUUUUCAAAGAACAAAAAGUUUUAUUGGACAUACAAUUAUUCCAUUGUUUUAUCACAAAAUUCUUAUAACAGAUAAAGAAACAGCUCUUUUUAGAAAACAUUUAUCACCUGAUUUUCCUGAUUUAAGAGAAAUUAGUAAAAAAUGUCCAUUAGCUAUGGUUAAUUCACAUGAAUUUUAUGAUAUUCCAAAACCAACUUUACAUAAAGUUAUAAAUAUUGGUGGACUUGGAAUGACUAAAAAAGAUGCUAAACCAUUAGAAGGAAUAUUUAAAAAAGUUGUAGAAGAUACAAAAACUAAAGGAAUUAUUCUUUUUACAUUUGGUAGCAUAGCAAAUUCAACAUUAAUGCCAUAUUCAUGGAAAAUAUCAUUUAUGAAAGCUUUUGAAAAAUUUCCUAAAUAUAAAUUUUUUAUUCGUUAUGAAGGCAAUGACAUCGACAAUAUUUUACCAAAAAAUGUUCACCUUUCCAGUUGGUUACCACAAACAGAUUUAUUACAAGAAUCUAAAACAAAAUUGAUAAUAACACAUUGUGGAUAUAAUAGUUUUCAAGAAUCCAUUUCUGCAGGUAUUCCUAUGCUUUGUAUACCUCUUGCUGGUGAUCAACCAAGAAAUGCAAAAUUAGCUGAAAGGCAUGGACUUGGAAUGAUUCUUUUAAAAAGUGAUGUUAAUGAAGAAAAUAUUAUAAAAUCAUUAAAGUCCAUCAUCAAUGAUAAUUAUUACAUAAAAAAUACAAAAUUAUUUAAAGAUAUGAUAUUAAAAAAACCAAUCCCUUCAGAUGUUUUACUUAUAAAAUGGACAGAAUUUUUGGCUGAAUUUAAAACAUUAGACAAUAUGAUUCCAUAUGGAGUAAAUUUGAAUUUUAUAGAAUAUUAUCAGAUUGAUGUUGUUUUGGUUUUAUUUAUACUUUUCUUUUUAACUAUUUCAGUACUUUUUAUUAUAACAAAAAAGUUAUUGUCAAUAAUUUUAAAACUUUUUUUGUCAAAUAACAAAGAAAAAAAUGAUUAA